UCACCGUUCAUCUCAGACAGGAAAGUUCAUGCGGUGGUGUUACGGGGGCCACAACCUGGUCGACUCUCCAUAUACGAUGGAAUAUGUAUUCAGUUUGCCUGUCAAUGCCCGAGUUUUAAACAUAGGCUCGCGACAUUUCCAACUACACGUGCGUAAAAUAGCGUGACACGCGCCGCCAUCAGGCGGUUUGUACGUUUGAAUGCACUUUUAGUGUUUGUGUGCAAGUGAAUUUCUUGUAUUUAGGAUAAUCCCGAAUAUGGAGUUUUGUUUCUUGGUAGUAAAUUCGUGUGCAAUUGGAUACACCUAUAUUUGAAACGAAUGAUUGGUCAUGGAGACCCAUCUCCAAGACAGAGACCGUGUAGGAGUUCAAGACGCUGUUCUCUUAGAAGAUUACCAAAGCGAGGAAGUUUUUAUUGAUAAUUUACACAAGAGAUUUAAAGAAAAUUUAAUUUAUACCUACAUUGGACAAGUACUGAUCUCAGUUAACCCCUACAAGCAACUCGACAUCUACGGACCAAAAGAUGUUAAAGCCUAUCACAACAAACACUUUUUUGAAGUUCCUCCUCAUGUAUUUUCCAUUACCGACACUGCCUUCAGAUCCCUGAAAAAUGAGAACAGAGAACAAUGUAUUUUAAUUUCCGGAGAAUCUGGUUCGGGAAAAACUGAAGCGUCAAAAAAAGUCCUUCAAUAUAUAGCUGAGGUCACCGAUCGCAGAGGAGAUGUAGAAAAAGUAAAGGACAAACUACUUCAAUCUAACCCAGUUCUAGAAGCAUUUGGAAACGCAAAAACGAAUCGUAAUGAUAACUCCAGUAGAUUCGGAAAAUACAUGGACAUCCAGUUCAAUUACGAAGGAAAUCCAUCCGGUGGAAAUAUCUUAAACUACCUCUUAGAAAAAUCACGCAUAAUCAGCCAGGUCCCGGGUGAAAGAAAUUUUCAUGUAUUCUACCAACUUCUGCUAGGUGCCGAAGAUCAAGAACUAGGGCGUCUUAAUUUGAAGAGAGAUUUAGAUUCAUAUUAUUACCUAUCCAACGGAAGUAAAGGAAAUGGUAUCGAUGAUAAAAAAGGCUAUGAGGCUGUACGAAAUGCUCUGACGAUAAUUGAAUUUAACAAACAGGAGCAAGACGAAAUGUUUCAGAUUACAGCUGCAAUUUUACACUUGGGUAACGUAGGUUUUUCUGAAGAAGAGGGAAUUGCCCAAAUUGUGAAACCUGAACUAAUCGAAACUAUUAGCGAGCUAUUAGGAUGUAACGCCGAGGAUCUUAAAAAUGCCUUAACCAAUCGUACUAUUGAAACAAUUAGGGAUGUUGUAACAACACCACUGAGUCGUGAAUUAGCUAUCUAUGCAAGAGAUGCUUUAGCAAAAGCUGUGUAUGACCGUCUUUUCUCGUGGUUGGUGUACCGUCUCAAUUCUUCAUUGAAAAUUAAAGAUAUGAGAAGCUACAAUGUUAUGGGUAUUUUGGAUAUAUAUGGCUUCGAAAUCUUUGACAAGAAUAGCUUUGAACAGUUGUGCAUCAAUUUUUGCAACGAAAAGUUGCAACAGCUCUUUAUCGAACUUACUCUAAAGUCGGAGCAAGAAGAAUAUCUGAAGGAAGGAAUUGAAUGGCAAAAUAUUGAAUAUUUUGAUAAUAAAGUUAUCUGUGACUUGAUUGAGGAAAAACACAAAGGACUUAUUGCUUUCAUGGACGAAGAAUGCCUACGACCCGGAGAUUCCACAGAUAUGACGAUGUUAACCAAACUAGAUAAAAAUCUAAGUUACCACAAUCACUUCGUCAGUCAUAAAAAAGCCGAUGUUAAACUCCAGAAGAUUAUGGGAAGAGAUGAAUUUCGUUUAAUUCAUUAUGCUGGGGCCGUUACCUACAAUGUUAAAGGAUUCUUGGAAAAAAAUAACGACUUGCUUUUCCGUGAUUUGCGAGAAACGAUGUCGAAGUCGUCGAACAAUAUCAUCCAGUCGGUAUUUUUGAAAGAGGAACAGAAGAGCAAGAAACGUCCGGAAACAGCGAUUACUCAGUUCAAGAACUCACUUAAUAAUUUGAUGCACAUAUUGAUGGAUAAAGAACCUUCUUAUAUUAGGUGCAUUAAACCCAAUGACGAAAAAAAGUCAGGAGUUUUUGAUGAACAACUUGUUGGUCAUCAAGUAACCUAUCUAGGUCUUAUGGAGAAUUUACGAGUACGCCGUGCUGGCUUUGCUUACCGUCGUGAAUAUAGUCUUUUUUUGGAAAGAUACAAGAGUCUAUCGAGUCAGACAUGGCCACAUUAUCACGGCAGCGCCAAAGAGGGAGUUCAAAUUCUGGUCUGUGCUCUUGGUUAUGAAGGUGACGAAUAUAAAAUGGGCAAAACCAAGAUAUUUAUAAAAUAUCCUAAGACACUUUUUUACACCGAAGAUGCUUUUCAAGCCAAAAAACACGACUUGGCUUCAAUUAUUCAAGCAUCUUGGAAAGGUGUUCUCCAGAGAAGGCGAUACAAACAAAUGAAAGAGGCUUCAGUUAUCAUGCAGAAGUACAUCCGAAGAUUCAUAGCCAAAUGCCGCGCUAAAAAGCGAAGAAAGGCAGCGAAUGUACUAAGAAACUUUAUACAUGGUUUCAUUACCAGGAACGGUCCUGCAACCUCAGAGAACAGAGCAUUUUUAGAACUUGCUAAAGCUCAGUGGUUACUCCGUUUGUCGAAAAGUCUGCCGCAGGAUAUUCUGAAUAGAACAUGGCCACCAUGUCCCCAUGUUUGUCAAGAAGCAUCACGAUAUUUAGAAAGGCUUUAUGGAGCACAUCUGUCGCGUAUCUAUCGUCGCAAACUAAGCCCUGAGAGAGAAGCUCAACUACGUCUUAAAGUUUUGGCCGAAAAACUUUUCAAGGACAAGAAAAAUAGUUACCAAAGCAGUAUUCCACAUUGGUUUAAAAAUGAUAGAGUUUCGGAUUCGGUACCGAAGCAGAAUUAUGGGACAAUCCUGAACGGAGAAAAAGAACUGUACGCUUCCAGUGUUAUGAAAUACGAUAGGCAUGGUUACAAGCCUCGUGAGCGAGUAAUUUUAAUAACGAAAAAGAAUUUGUAUUUGUUGGAAAUAAAAAACGCACCGAAAAUAAAGCACUCGCUGCCAUUGAAUAAGCUAACCUUUGUGGUUACUCCAAAUGUAGACAAAAUGUUAUUGGUGAGAAUCCCGGAAGACCUGAUGAAAAAGGACAAAGGAGAUUUAAUCCUGGAAGUUCCUCACAUUAUAGAAGCUAUGACACAUAUUAUUAACAUCACCGAUAAUCCAGGACUUCUGACAAUAUAUGAUAAAACCCCAAUUGAACACUCUAUGAAAGGUAAGCGAGGUACCAUAGACGUGAUCAUUGGAAAUUCUGAAAGUAUUCACAAAGAUAAAACUGGACAUUUGCUGAUUAUGGCUUCCCAAUAAUUAUCGUCAAGAUGAACUGAAUAUCGAAGGCUCUUAGUAAUAUCAUAUUUUAACACGGAUUCACAUAAAUGAAAUUUUAACUUAGUACUUACGUGCCAUUAAGACUGUAAUCAGUAUUUAAUAUUGUAUUGUACGAGUAUAUUGAUUAUGAAACAGAGUGGGGCAAAAAUCGUAGAAAUUGCUUAACAUAGUUAUCUUAGGUUAGAAAUAUGUCUAGUAUUGAUAUUUUGAAUUUGUAAUUUAAAUUACAGGAACAUUUCAAGCCUUUUAGCCUUAUACCAUGUGAUUAAAAACGAUUAGGUAACUAUUUUGACAUCUACCACUGAAGAUAAAUUUUAACAUUAUAAUGUGAUAUUAAAUUCGCUGUUGAUUUUUUGCCCACUUUUAAAAAUAUAUUUAUUUUGAGUUGUCUAAAGUUACAUUUGUUAGUUUUAACAUAACUGUUAUACAUAUUAUACAUAUUUAAAUAUU
Messenger RNA from Zophobas morio, 3859 nucleotides. RefSeq names its product unconventional myosin IC. The record is from RefSeq and is a predicted model, not a curated record. Lineage: Eukaryota; Metazoa; Arthropoda; Insecta; Coleoptera; Tenebrionidae. The transcript has 14 exons. Gene Ontology annotation, molecular function: ATP binding; microfilament motor activity; actin filament binding. Gene Ontology annotation, cellular component: myosin complex; vesicle; plasma membrane. The coding region runs from base 329 to 3388 and encodes 1019 amino acids. Gene Ontology annotation, biological process: vesicle transport along actin filament; actin filament organization.